Molecule: messenger RNA, 612 nt
Organism: Camellia sinensis
Lineage: Eukaryota; Viridiplantae; Streptophyta; Magnoliopsida; Ericales; Theaceae
Source: RefSeq, a predicted model, not a curated record
AUCGAGGGUAUAUGGAGGAGGUGGUUGGACUGGUGGCCACACUCGAGGGCGUGGUCCUGCGUAGGGAGGCACAGUUGUCUGUCGCGGGCAUUCAGAUGCCUUCAUGGUCCGGUCAGCCGCAGGCCAGGCCACCUGGGCCUAAUUGGGGAGCUGGGCCAUCUGGGCCUUUUCAGGGAGUUGGGUCACCCGGGCCUUUUCAGGGGGCGGGGCCAUCUUGGCCUUCCCGAGGAGCUGGGCCAUCUAGGCCUUUUCGAGGAGCUCGAGGAGGGCCUGUCCGCAGACGCAGGACUCAUGUCGUAGAGGUGGAGCCUGAUGAGGAGGAGGAGGAUGCUGAGGAGGAAGAGGAGGCUGCCGAUCGUCAGUCAAAGACAUCUGCUGAGGAGGGGGGCUCCGGUUUUGGUUCGGGAAACAGAGGCGGGGCUGAGGGGGAUCCUGAGGAUGACAGCUCCGACUCAGAUGAUGAUGGUGCAGAGGUUGUCCCACAGAAGAGGAUGAGGAGUGCUUCUCGUUCCCGCUCCCGAGGACAUUGAUGUUGCUAUUUCCUGCUUUAUUUUUCUUUUUGCUAGUAGUUUGUAGCACUUUGCAUAUUGUUAGGAAGUUUUAUUUUCUGUA